This is a messenger RNA of Periconia digitata, 850 nucleotides long. Lineage: Eukaryota; Fungi; Ascomycota; Dothideomycetes; Pleosporales; Periconiaceae. The record is from the annotation of a GenBank genome assembly.
AGUUCUCUUUUUAGGUUGCCUUCUAUUUGGACAUCUUCACCGAUACACGCCGUCAAUCUGCAACUUUUAUUGGUUACGCUUUACAGCAUAAUAUUAUUCCCACUAGGUGGAAGUCUGAUAUUAUUCCACAUUUCUGGAAAUACUUUCAUCAUGUUGGUUCCUCGUGGAGAUGCCGACUUCGAUCUCUAUCCUUACAAGCCUUCAACAGUAGCUGGAUGGAUAUUCCUUGUACUUUUCGCAGCUGGGGGUCUCGUGCAUCUAUGCAUAAUGGGGAUUUACCGCUCUUGGUCUUUCAUUCCCUUUUUACUGGGGUGCGCCGGUGAAGCUGCCGGGUAUUGGGCCCGCACCGAGUCCCACAAAAACAUCCGCAGAGGUGGUCCAUAUCUGAUACAGCUCAUGCUUAUACUGGCCUCCGCACCGCUUCUGUCCGCUACCAUCUACAUGACGCUGGGCCGUGUGAUCCGUGCCUUGGAUGCCGUCGAACUCGCAUUUCUUUCCCCUCGGUGGACUACAAAAAUAUACGUGGUCAUCGACAUUGCCAGUUUCGUCUGUCAGAUGAUGGGUUCGGCGAUGCAAUCGAGCGGUGACCCCGCCGGCGUUAAGUUGGGAAACACUAUCGUGAUUGCAGGCCUUGGUGUACAGCUCGGUGCCUUCGCUAUCUUCAUUAUUAACACAGUCAUUGUCCACCGCAGACUGAGGGGGUUGUUCGCAGCAUCUUUCGACUGGCGGAAUUUGUAGAGGGCCCAGAAGGCCAUCUCUACAAGACGGAAGUGUUCGUGUACGUCUUUGAUGCGACGUUGAUGUUUUUGGUUGUCGUAGCCAUGGCAGCGGUACAUCCAGGUCGUCUCGU